AUGCCCCAGCUGCAGAGAACCAGCAGCGCGGGCAGCGACAGCACGGCCACCAGCUUCUCGGCAGGGAGCGGGGGCUCUCGGCCUGCGUCGGCCAGCGGCUCGGCCAGCGGCUCGGCCAGCGGCGACGGCACGCCCGACGUUGCGGCCACGGAGCUGCAGGGCAACUCGCUGCGGAGCUCCCUGCAGAUUGUGUUUAUCAGUUUGACCAUCAUCCUGGUGGCAUCCUUUGGGCUGUGCGUGUUUGUGGGCCACAACUUCAAGACUGGAAGCUUCCCAUGGCUGUGGCCCAUCAAGCUCCUCAAGGUAUUCGUGUCCUUCUUCUUUGAACUGUUCUACGUCUCCUCACUCGGCAUUUUUUGCGUGGCGCUGGACUGCACCUACUACCGAGCGGGGCCCAAGCACAACGAGAAAUUCCCUGACGUCCAGUUCUUCGCCAUGCCACACUUGGCCGCCGUGGUGGUGUCCAUUGCUACCUCCAUGUCGGCAAUGGCAAUGGCAUUUGCCUUGGCUGUGGCCAACAGCGAGCUCAACCCGCUCAAGCAGGAGGUGGCAGGCCAAGCGCACCACAGGUCGGCUGUAAAGCGGUUUGCCCUGAUCUCCACAAUAACCCUGCUGAAUGAAAUCUUCCCAAACAUCCGCUACGUGCCGUUCCGGACAGCCUGGGUGAACGCCCUGCAGGCCAGUUUUUUUGCUUCCCUGAGCUGGGCUUCCCUGGUGAUUGUUCUGAAUGCCUAUCUGUAUCCCAAGCAGACUGUUCAAAUUUUCACGAUCCUCUUGUGGGCCGGCGUGCUGCCCACCGUCGUUGUGGCGUGGUCCCUGGUCUACUACCGACUGCGCUGGGUGCACCAUGUGGCACUGCGGUACCGGGCCUCACUGGCCACCAAACAGCCUGUCGUCCACCGUUUUUUUGACGAGCUCGAGGUGGUAGCGCGCUGCGGCCGCAUCACAGACCACUGGGGCAGCCAAAUCCCCGAGUGGAUUGACACGGCAGAGGCAAUCAUCAAGGCAGGGCUUGAGCAGUUCCCGGACAGCGCCUUCCUCCAUAUCCUCUACUCCUCCUUCCUAAUCGAGGCACGCAAGCAGCAUCAGCUGACCGCACCCGCCAUCUUGCCUGACGCACAGCAUGCCAUGGGUGUGAUGGAACUGGCUCGCAAGAUGGAUCCUGGCCUGGGCGAGUGCUUCAUGCUGUUUGUACGUGAUCGCGAGCAGAAGCAGCGGCAGGGGGCAGGCGGCUGCGAUGACUCCUACGACCUGCUGUCGUAUGUCGAGUUCCAGAAUAGCUACCGAGCGAUCCUGGACUCACAUACUGGUGCACUCAAGGCCAUUCGCAACUUCUGGCGGCAAUUGUGCAGACGCGACGUCAAGUUUGCCGACCUCACUCGCGCCUUCCUCGCUAUGGAUGUCGCCGAAAAGCGGGCUGAGCUGACAUACAGGGCGGUGCUGGACAAGUACCCCUCUUCAAGCAAGCUCAUGCGUGCGUAUGGCCGCUUUUUGGAGGAUGUGCGGUCCAAUCCGUGGGCGGCACAACGCUACUUUGCAGAGGCGGAAUGUUUGGAGGCGGAUGGCCAAGGCGCCCAGGACAACCGCUCGCUCAACCAGAUGGUGGACGAUUCGGCAGAGGCCAUUGUUGUGACCAAUGAAAACGGGAUCAUUAUCUUUUCAAACAAACUUGCGGCAGACAUGUAA
Molecule: messenger RNA, 1686 nt
Organism: Chlorella variabilis
Lineage: Eukaryota; Viridiplantae; Chlorophyta; Trebouxiophyceae; Chlorellales; Chlorellaceae
Exons: 16
Coding region: 1-1686 (561 amino acids)
Source: RefSeq, a predicted model, not a curated record